Molecule: messenger RNA, 4421 nt
Organism: Planococcus citri (citrus mealybug)
Lineage: Eukaryota; Metazoa; Arthropoda; Insecta; Hemiptera; Pseudococcidae
Exons: 3
Coding region: 636-3176 (846 amino acids)
Source: RefSeq, a predicted model, not a curated record
GUUUUACGGUUUUGUCGCCGGCGUUACCACCAACGCGCUGCGUCGUCGUUACUCGACGUGUGCUGGUCGAUGGCCUUAGAUCGAAGGUGAUCCGCUUCUGGCACGUAUAGGUACACAAUGUGUGCGUGGGCGGUGGCGGCAGCCCCGCGAAAAUUUCUCAAUUUACGGGCUAAUUUUAAGGCUCUGCUUAUGCAACGUUCAAUGCUGUAAAGGUAUCAACGUCGUAAUGUGUAUGUAAGCCCGAUUAGCGCAAUGGCAAUUUGAAAAUUGCCAUUUGUCACUUUUUUGGCAAAUUGUUGGCAGAAAGAAAAUGAAAAUCAUUUUGCCGAUACUUUGCCAAACUUUCAGGACUGGUGGCAAUUUUCAAAGGUGCACGCAAGUGUCAAAAGUUUUUUUGCCAAUAAUGUCAAAAUAUUGGCAAUCAACGCGGACAUAACUUUUAAAACGACCGUUGGUUUUUUUAAAACCUACAUAUGUGUAGGUUAUGUUAGAUGUUACGGAGUGUCGCGUGUUCGGUUGUUCAUCAGUAGGCCUACGUGCAUUUUCAGUGUUUGUGAGUUUGUGACUUGUGUUAUUGUUAAUCGCUUCAUAUAGCUCAAUUUAGCAAGCAAAACGCCACUAAUCAAACCAACAGCAUGUCUUCGGAAAAUCAAGAAGAAAUGGAUGAAGAGCAGCAGCCGGAUGAUAAUUUUUAUUUGAUAACGCCUCAAGAUCAAAGUGUAGGCAGGACUACCUCAUUUAAACGAAAACGAAAAGCAAAAGAAAUGAUGGAGAUGGAGACGAAACAGCGUUUCGAAAUGAUAUCUGGAAUGGAUGCUCUGAUGCGUGAAAUGAUCGACACGAACGUUUUGAAAAAUCCUGAUUUUGGAACUCGCCCAUCAGAUAGUAAUACAAAUAUUCUGUCGACUCCCGAUGUAACUCAGCAAUUUGAAAGUGAUAUAAAUGUUUCGACAAAUCCUGAUGUGAGACCUUUGCAAUCGGAAAGUGAUUUAAAUGUUUUGACGGAUCCUGAUGAGGAAACUCGCGAACUGAGUGAGGAUACAAAUGUUUUUCCGACUUUCGAUGCUUCAACGUCAUCUAUUGCAGAAGCUCUGCCCAAUGAUACUUAUAUCAAUAUGAGUGAACUAGCUCGAGACUUAGGCUUGAACAUCGUUCAAGAUGUCCACACCAACGAAGCCGUGGACAGAAUACAGCAAUAUAAAGAUAAAAUUUGUGCAACGUUCACUAAGCAUCGAUUAACUCAGGAAGCACAACGUGAUAUGUUAAAUUUGAUGAGAGAAUUGCCUCGAGAUGUUCAAGUUGCCCUUCCGGUUCAAGGCCGGACAUUACGACCGCAUCCAAUUCCUACUAUUAUUGUUGAUAUUGCUCCUGGCCAAUUCGCUUAUUUUGGAAUUUCUAAUAUCCUUAGUAUGCCAGAGAUGAGUUUUUUUGAUUAUAAUGAAACGGUGAUACGACUGACCGUUAAUAUAGAUGGCGUGCCGGUGUUUCACAGUAGCCAAUUCAAUUUUUGGCCCAUUUUAGGCUCCAUCGAUAAUUUCCCAGUUUUUAUAAUCGGAAUUUAUGGUGGUCCCAAAAAACCCACUUGCAGCAACGAAUUUUUACAGCUGUUGAUCAAAGAAAUUAUUGUACUGCAAAAUAAAGGGAUCACUAUACGUGGAAAAACCUAUGUAUUCGUUUUCGAGAAGUUACUAAUGGACGCUCCGGCUGCGUCCUACAUUUUAGGCGUGAAGGGACAUUCCGGCUAUUAUUGCUGCCGGAAAUGUUACGCUGCUGGCAAAUCAGUAGUUGUGGAAGGACGAGUCAGCAAAUCAGGUCGGGAAUGCCGAGUGAUCUGCUUCCCUGAUUUAGAUUCAGGGAAUCGCGUUUCAGCUGAAUUUUCUGCGCAUUAUGACUUAAAUGACAGGGACCCCCACAAUAAAUAUGUAAAACAUUUGUUCAACACAUUAUGUGAUGACGAUGAUGCAGUCAUUAGCGACGACGAAGAAGAAAACGAAGAUGCUGGUCUCCCAGAAGCGAUAAAAGAGCAUCACAUGCACCCUACGAUUUUAGCUAAACUUAAAAAUUUUGACCUGAUAAAAAAUGUCCCCUUGGACUAUAUGCAUCUUGUCUUAUUAGGCAUCAUGAAAAAAUUACUAAAAUUAUGGGUCUCAAAGAAAACUAUGUUACCCAACCAGUCCAACCCAAACGAACCUACUGUUUCAAAACGUCUGGACUUUGCCAGGGAUUAUUGUCCUACAGAAUUCCAACGACGUCCUGAAAAUUUGGACCAUUUAAAUUCAUGGAAAGCCACACAACUGAGAGUUUUUUUAUUAUACGUUGGUGCCUUUGUGAUGAAUGGCUUUUUAGAUUAUGAGCAUCUUUGUAAUUUCCAGCGUUUGGUGGUUGCUAUGCGAUACAUGACUCGUAAAGUGACACGAGAUGAUAGGCGAGCCCAAAUUUUGAAUACCAAUUCUGGUAUUGUGAAACCGAUUAUCAGAAAAUUUGUGGAGGAAUGUAUCCGCUUGUAUGGCGAAGAGUUCGUUUCAUACAAUGUGCAUAAUCUCAUACAUGCUCAUGUGGACUAUGCCAAUUUCGGACCGUUGGAUGAUUAUAGUUGUUUUAGAUUUGAGAGCUUCUUAGGUGUUCUCAAACGAUUAGUUAAAAGUGGGAAUCUUCCACUAGAACAGAUUAUAAACAUGUAUAGCAAUCUUCUGAAAACUGGGCAAUAUCCGUGUAAUAGCAAUGGACUAUGGGAUGAUGUGAUGGAAUUUUACGAGAAACCGAAGUUAAUUCACGAGAUCCCUAUUACAUAUAACAAAGAAGACGAAAAUUGGAGAAAAACGUGUAGUGACUCGUGUUACACUCACUAUUCUGAGAUGAGAUUCAGAAAUUUUACGUUACGAGUCAACAAUGAAAAAGACCGUCACUGUUUCGUUAAUGGUUAUUUCGUACGUGCUACAAAGAUUCUUUGUGAGGUUGGAAGUGGCGAUAUUUUUAUAGUAGGAAAAUAUUAUACAAAAUUAAGAAGUCUUUUUGAGGUACCCAAACCAUCAGUUGACGUUGGCUUGGUUGUUGGUAUUGAAUUGUCCGAAUCUUCGUACAAGUUUCCUUACAAUCAAAUUGAGGAAAAGUGCUAUGCGUUUCCCCUUGAUAAUCCAAACGGUGACUGGGCAAUAGCUCGAUUUUUGCAUUAUUAAAAUGUGUAACUGAAACAACUAAUGUCUAAUACUAGUACCAUAUAACUCUAUGUACAUAUUAUACGAGUGUAUGUAUUUUUUUAAUGCAGUGAUGGGAUAUUUGAGAUGAAUUUUUUCUAUGGGAGGGGGGGGGGGUAAAAAUUCCCCAUUUUUCCGACAUGUGUUUGACUAAUUGCCUUUAACCCUCUCAACUUGAAAUCUCGCAGGUACUAUGUUUAAAAUACUUACUUCAAGUAUAAAUUAACAACAUUGUUUUCAAAGUUCAAUUUUAUUUGGGAAAAAAAUUCAAGAAACCACAGCUGCUAAUUAUUCUUAUUAACAUAAAAUAACUAGUGAGAUUUUUUUUCACUUUUUAACAGUACCUGUACGUUGUCGCUUCCCUUUAAUUGUUAGUUUUUCUUUAAAAUUAAAUAAGAAUUUAUUAAAAAAUGGCCUAAUUCUUCUUUGAAAAAAAAUAACAAAAAAAUACAAAGAAAAAUUUCAAUUACUCAUGCUUCCAAAAUUUCCCCAGGGUUUGUACUGCCACAUGAAAAAGGGUGUGAAAAGGCGAGGACCAAAGCUGAUCCGAACACAUCUAGAUCGGAACAGCAUGCAAAAAUAUAUCACAAUCCAAACUUGCAAGUGCUUAAGUGCAUCAUUCCCGAUUUUCAGUAUGUAAAUUUUCAAAAAUUCCUGGGUCAAAAAAUGAAAAAAAAUAAUCAAAAUUUCAACAAGAAUGCUGAAAUUUGCAAUACACCAUACCAUACCCUCUUUUAGAAAUUCUGAAGCCUCAUCAUAAGUUUUUGGAAAUUCCAUUUUUCCAAAAAAGCACAAAUUUUGAAUUUUGGAUUUCAGUAUUUCGCCUUCUUCCUUUUUAUCCCUGUACAGUUGAAAUUCUUCUCCACAUCCUAUCACUGAAUUUUUAGAAUUUAUUUUUGAAAUAGACGUAACCGCUUGAGAAUUUUUUUGUUUUUCAAAAAUGUUUAACUUAUCUAUAUGUAUAGCGACUAGCAAUUAGACAUGUUAAUAAUUAGUAGGUAUAUUAUGUAUCUAUGUACUUUUCAUCCGGUUCAAAGUUUCUAUUAUGUUCUUAUUGCCAUAUUCAUGUUUCUCAUUGUGCUUCUAAUUAGGUUAAGGGUACUAGGUCGAAUUUCUACGAUUACAUCGGGGGCGUAUCUACCGGAGCGCGUUUGAAAGAAAUUGUAAUUAUAUCGGACAAAGUCAAAGGAAAAUUUCCAUACGCUGUAUAUCGCGAUUGGAUCAACA